UCUUCGCAAGCCACCGCAACCGAAGCCCGCCUUCGCCGCCGCCGCCUCUGCGAUCCCCGCAAGGUCGCAAACAUGUCUACCGUGCUCCAGCGCCCGACCCCCGGCACGGUCCAGUGCUUCGGCCGCAAGAAGACGGCUGUGGCCGUCGCCUACACCAAGCCGGGGCGCGGGCUGAUCAAGGUGAACGGCGUCCCGAUUGAGCUCAUCAGGCCGGAGAUGCUCCGCCUCAAGGCCUUCGAGCCCAUCCUGCUGGCGGGGCGCUCCAGGUUCAAGGACAUCGACAUGAGGAUCCGCGUCCGAGGCGGCGGGAAGACGUCGCAGAUCUACGCCAUUCGCCAGGCCGUCGCCAAGGGGCUCGUCGCCUACUACCAGAAGUACGUCGACGAGGCCGCCAAGAAGGAGGUCAAGGACAUCUUCACCCGGUACGACCGCACCCUUCUCGUCGCCGACCCCAGGCGCUGCGAGCCGAAGAAGUUCGGUGGUCGCGGCGCCCGCGCCAGGUUCCAGAAGUCCUACCGUUGAGCGCUCGGCUGCCCGCGCUUGCCGUACCGAUGCCUGUGUUGUCCCAACUUGCCAGUUCGAUGCCUGUACCCGUGGCUUAAUUUUCUAUCAUCGGAGCUACUUAUGUGGUUCUAUAACUAGAUGCUGUUUUACCUUCAACUUGUGCUGUUGUACCUUCAUAUUUGGACUUUUUAAGCCUUGUGUCGGACGCCUUUGGCAUUGAAAUAUGAGAGAUUUUGAAGACU
Molecule: messenger RNA, 746 nt
Organism: Zea mays
Lineage: Eukaryota; Viridiplantae; Streptophyta; Magnoliopsida; Poales; Poaceae
Product: 40S ribosomal protein S16
Exons: 1
Coding region: 73-522 (149 amino acids)
Biological process (GO): maturation of SSU-rRNA from tricistronic rRNA transcript (SSU-rRNA, 5.8S rRNA, LSU-rRNA); translation
Cellular component (GO): ribosome; cytosolic small ribosomal subunit
Molecular function (GO): structural constituent of ribosome; RNA binding
Source: RefSeq, marked validated